Molecule: messenger RNA, 567 nt
Organism: Aspergillus calidoustus
Lineage: Eukaryota; Fungi; Ascomycota; Eurotiomycetes; Eurotiales; Aspergillaceae
Source: the annotation of a GenBank genome assembly
AUGCCAGUACAUUAUCGGCUCUGGAGCUGGUUGUGGGACUAUUGUGGGCCGGGCGACUGCGGUGGCGCGGGCGACAAAGUCCAGGGAACGCCCGCCGAACCCAGGCUCAUCAAGCGCGACUGCUCCUCCUUCUCCAAGGACGACCAGUACGAAAUCACGGGCCCCUCGCACUCCGUCUCCAACCCCGUCACGGGCCCCGCCAAAUCAGACGUCCAAAUCUUCACGACCGUCGAGAGCAGCCGCACAACCUCGUUCUCCAGCAGCGUCGGCGACCCAUGGGGCAUUAUCUCCGCGACUGUGGGCAUGGACUUUGAGGAGUCGGUCUCCUCGACUCUCUCGUAUACUUUCCAGGUGCUUGAGGGCCAGACAGGGUACAUUGCCUGGUCGCCGACGAUGACGUGCGUUCGCGGAACGCUUUCUGGGUGUGAUGGUGCGUCUGAUGAGAGUGGACAGGCGUGCACGCCGAAGAAGGAUAGCAAUGGCGAGGUUGUUGGGCAGUAUAACUUUGUUUCGAGCUCGAAAAAGGAGGCGGGGCAGCGUAAGCGUGCUGUGCCGUUUACUCACUAA